Messenger RNA from Cladocopium goreaui, 2508 nucleotides. The record is from the annotation of a GenBank genome assembly. Lineage: Eukaryota; Dinophyceae; Suessiales; Symbiodiniaceae.
AUGCUCAUUAAAGCGGGAGCAGACGUGAACUACAGCUGUGAUAGCAUGCCACCCUUGGUUGCUGCAGUCGAGCAGUCGAGUUAUCACAUCAUGUGGUACCUGCUUCAAGCUCAGGCAAAUCCGAAUGUCACGAAUCGCAAUUUGAAGCCAGUUUUGCAUAUUGCCGUCAAAAGAAACGAUCCUACUGCUGUGGAAAUGUUGCUUCAGAACUCUGCUGAUAUAGAAUUGAGAGAUGCUCAGAAUCGAUCAGCCGAGCAGCUUGCAGCCAGUGCUGCUUUGAGAGAAAUGCAAGCUUUUGAAAUGCUCAUUCGUGGUUACAAGAGAACUUUUCGUGACUUCAGUACUGCAGAGAACAAGGCGAGGAAAAGACGCGAUUGCAAUGCUUGGUCUAACCACAUGGAUGAUAUCAAUUCGGAUGACAAUCGUUCAGAGGAAGAUUGGAAAUCAGACAAUCCCGAAGAAGAUUUGCAGCAAAUCAGUGCCAAACACUACAUGACAGACGAACUUGCUUCCAGAUGGUACAGAAUGAUGUUGAAGACAGUCGAGCUUCUGACAGAUGAUUGUCUUGCAGUUCUGCCUUCUUACUUUGGAGGACCCAGACAAGCUCGUUUAUCUCGUGAGAUCGAAUUGACAUCUGUGGUUCAGAAGCUGCAAGAUUUGAGCUCCGACAUUGUCGACAUGUGCAACGAUAAAUUACUUUCAAAAAAACAGUCUGAGGCAUUGACUGAAAACAUCUUGAACGAGAUUCCGAUGCUUGGCCAACAAGUUUUUGACAUGAAGCUGGACGAAGAGAGAAAAGUCAACCCUCACAAUCCUGCGAAAACUGUGCGGAUCAGCAACAACAGGGUGGUGUAUUAUGAAAGUUUUCAUUUGCUGAUCAACCGCUACACGUACAACAAGAAUCAUGGAAUCUCUUUUCACAAUGACAUUAAAGAAGGAUAUGAUGUGGACAAAGAUCCCAUUACUUCUUUCUCCUGCCGACUCGGGUCUUUGCUGGUUAUCAUCUCCAGCACAGCACCAGAAAAACAUGAGAAGACCGAGGGCAAACGUGCGUUUGUUGUGUAUCAGCCUCCGGGAACAAUUCUUGUGAUGGGCGGCAACUUUCAGAGAGCUUACAAACAUGGUGUACCAAGUUUUCGGGAGAUCAAAGAGCUUCUUGCUUGUGCAGACGACGUGACUUCUUGGGACGGUCUGAAACUAAAAUUGGAGUGGUUUUCGAAUUCGAAACACUUGAUGCAAGAGGAAGUUGAACGUAUUGAAUUCUUGAAUCUGGUCAACGAGCAAGAUGCACGUUGGAACGUCACAAUGCGAUGGGUGAGAAAUCAUUCACAGCCUUUCUGUCCUCUGAAUCCCCGACUCUUGACAAAUAUCAGUCGACUGGAUGAAGAAAAUCAUCAGCGGAGGAAUCAGCAGAAGCAGCUGAAACUGUCGAAUCCGGUAUUGCAGAAAAAAACUGCAGAGCCAAAGGCAAAGGCCGCUACCCCGGCAUUUGCUUGGAACCCGCCCGGAGGAAACAGAGCUCGUCCAAGCAAAAGCGGAACACAGGAUGUGAAUCCGGGGAGGGAAACGGAGGAGAAAGAAUCGGAGAAAGAUUCAGAAAAGGAAUUAAAUGAGAUAUUUGACUUCGUUUCUAUUAUUUCUGAUGCCCUGGAGCUGCAGAUAUUAUCAGACGAUCAGAUGAUGGACGUGGCAUUGUGUGGCAGCCAACAAAUUCGCAAAAAACGUUUCUCCACAUUUCCGGAACAGUACAAUCUUGGUUACAAUUUGUACAACAAGAUUUCGGCAGCCAAUAUGAGAGUGAAAGAGGAUUUAGACCCGUUACUCAAGGCUGUGGAUCGGAAACUGAGGAGAUUGAAAAACUUGCAGAUGCUUAUUGAGCUUUUGUGGUUGGACAGCGAAGGUCAGGGCAAUUUCAUGAGCUGUACUACUCUGAACCAGCAGCACGAGUUCAACAAGUCAAAUGAUCAUCUGAAUCGGGUUGUGAUGUCCUUCUUUGACUUGAACGAAUGCUUGCCUGUGGACGGCUUUUUGAGCUGGGAUCACAUGAUUGAUGAAGGAUGGCUGAUGUUCAAUUUCGACACUUUACAGGACAAUCGAAAACCCAAAGCGGAGGUAACAAAAUCGAAGAAAGGUUCACCGGUCGUAGCUGAUGUCACAAUGACAGGGAUCGUCAAAGUGAGCCAAUUUGACAUCCUGUAUAUCAAGAGAGAAAAUAUUUUGCCACAGCAAUUCCCUUUGCGAGUGACAUUUCUUGCUGAUGCAUCAAAGAAUGUUGCUGCAAAGUGCAAGGACAAGCAAUCUUUGAGCAGUCAGGAACAAUUGAAACUGUGGAUGCAACAGCUGAUGAACUUCGUCGCGGAAUUGGAGGAAGAAAAAGGUUUCAGUCCACUUUUAGAUCGAAAAGGAUUCAUGAAAACCUGCAAAAUCGUACUGUGGACACUUCCUCUCUCUGACGCUCUGGAAUAUAAGAAUAAGAAGCAAAAGAAAGCUUCGAAUACUCGCGGUUGA